AACCUCAGCUUCAGCCUGGGAGAGAGAAAGCAGGACAGCAGGUCUCUUGGUGUAAAGGGCUGAACUGGUACCAACAAACCAUGGUGCAAUACAGGGCAUUGGUGAUAGCUGUGAUUCUGCUCCUUAGCACCACUGUCCCUGAAGUGCACUCAAAGUCCAUCAUUGACAGAGAACGUCGUGACUGGCUGGUCAUCCCUGAUGCAGCUGCAGCUUACAUCUACGAAGCUGUGAACAAGGUGUCCCCUAGAGCUGGUCAGUUCUUGCUGGAUGUUUCCCAGACUACAGUAGUUUCUGGGAUCAGGAACUUCCUCAUCAAUGAAACGGCUAGACUCACUAAACUGGCGGAACAGCUGAUGGAAAAAAUAAAGAACCUGUGUUACACAAAAGUGCUAGGCUACUAGUUGGAAGAAAAGUCGGUGUUCCCUUAAGUGAGUGGGUAGCAUCCUGCAGUGUCCUCUUUCCCCUUGCCUCUACUAUGGACCAAGAUCAGUCAAUAACAAAGAAUUGAUGCUCCCAUUAAUGUAACUAGAGGGAACCCAGCAUCAAAGACCAAAGGAUGGAUGAUAUCUGCAGAGCUCUGCUGUAGCCAAAUCUUGAAAAUUAAUUCCUCCUGAAUGACUUGGCCAUUGACCCUCUAAUAAAAAAAUGUUGGUUGUUACACUUC
Messenger RNA from Gallus gallus (chicken), 664 nucleotides. RefSeq names its product apovitellenin 1 (gene APOV1). Gene Ontology annotation, biological process: lipid metabolic process. Gene Ontology annotation, molecular function: enzyme inhibitor activity. The transcript is spliced from 4 exons. Bases 81 to 401 code for a protein of 106 amino acids. Gene Ontology annotation, cellular component: chylomicron. NCBI's taxonomy places the organism in Eukaryota, Metazoa, Chordata, Aves, Galliformes, Phasianidae. The record is from RefSeq and is marked validated.